Messenger RNA from Chlorella variabilis, 384 nucleotides. RefSeq lists its product as hypothetical. Lineage: Eukaryota; Viridiplantae; Chlorophyta; Trebouxiophyceae; Chlorellales; Chlorellaceae. The coding region runs from base 1 to 384 and encodes 127 amino acids. Gene Ontology annotation, cellular component: mitochondrion; respiratory chain complex IV. The transcript is spliced from 5 exons. The record is from RefSeq and is a predicted model, not a curated record.
AUGGCAGACGAAGCAGGCGCCGUCACCACCACUGACAACGGCAACGGCGGCGGCGGCGGCGGCGACGGCCAGGCGCUCAAGGAAGUGACGCUGCGUACCGCCCCGCAGGACGCUCGCUUCCCCACCUCCAACCAGGCCAGCCCUCGCCUGCACCAGCAGCAGAAGGCCCUGCCGAAAGCAGCGCCGGGGCUGCGGUGCCGAGCGGCUGGAGCUCGCCGCUGCUACGUGGCUUACAACGAGUACCACAAGUGCAUCAAGGAGAAGGGCAGCGGGCACGGCGACUGCAAGCCCCACAUGCGCGCCUACAGGUCUAUCUGCCCAGACGAGUGGAUCGAGCGCUGGCAGGAGCUGAGGGACGACGGCAGGUGGUACGGAAAGUACUGA